Molecule: messenger RNA, 789 nt
Organism: Ectocarpus sp. CCAP 1310/34
Lineage: Eukaryota; Phaeophyceae; Ectocarpales; Ectocarpaceae
Source: the annotation of a GenBank genome assembly
AUGCGUGGGCGGGGUGAGCUCCCAAGGCGAGGUCCAUUCUUAUCAUGGACAACUUGCACGCGCAGACCACGGACGAGUUCAAUCAAGGAAUAUCUUGCGAAGCACUGCAACACUCUCGCCUGGUAUGGCCCUUCGGAGUGCACAGACGAGGUGCAGCCAGUUGAUGCAGGAGCCGGACGAUUUCUCAAGGUGGAAGUCGGGAGGCAGAUGGACAUAUGGCUCGAGCAGUCGGACAACCUCGAGAGGUGGGAAACCGCGUCGUUGACAGCUUCUGAUCGGCGCGUCCUGAUCACUCAGUGGAUGGGAGCGGCCAUGGCAAGACUCAACAGCCACCUGGCGUACCGAUACCGUCUUUUCGAAAACGACGACGAACAAGGUUUGGAGAACGGCAACGAUGAGCCUGAGGGGCGGGCGGAGGAGGGCGAUGGAGGACGUGAGACGCUCAUGGAGGGCGUUGACUCCAGCGAUAAGACGACGGCGACCGACGAGCUAGCUCUUCUGGACGACGACGACAGCAUGGACCCACAAGACCCGGAGGAUGAGAUACAGGGAAUGGAGAUCCCGGCAGGCUUUCGUAUUCAAGAAGCUAAACCCGUUGCUCUUGACAGAUUGCUUUUGCGGCGUGGAGUGCUCGUUAGGCUGGGCAUGGGGUGGUUUGGAGGGCUGAUCACUCAACAAUCUCAGAAGGACACUCGCCACCUGUACGACUACUGUGUGCAGCUGGAGCUAGACCAGAGUACGCGCAAGAUGAAGUUGCCCUUAGACAAGCUCAACAAGGCAGUUUGGUAG